Molecule: messenger RNA, 1266 nt
Organism: Fusarium sp. VM40
Lineage: Eukaryota; Fungi; Ascomycota; Sordariomycetes; Hypocreales; Nectriaceae
Source: the annotation of a GenBank genome assembly
AUGGGUGACGUCGCUGUCGAAAACCCAGCAAACCAAGUGGCACCUCACAAGAGGACCGCGCACUCAGCCAUCCCCACCAUUGAUAACUUCGAGGGUGUAUCAACCGAUGGAGGAGAUGAUUACGCGAACCUCAAGAAGCUUCAGAGGCAACUAGAGUAUAUCCAGCUGCAGGAAGAAUAUAUCAAGGAUGAGCAAAGGAGUUUGAAGCGUGAGCUGGUGCGAGCUCAAGAAGAGAUCAAGCGAAUUCAAAGCGUACCACUAGUGAUCGGGCAAUUCAUGGAGGCCAUUGAUCAAAAUACUGGGAUUGUGCAGUCCAGCACUGGAUCCAACUAUGUCGUCAGAAUUCUUUCCACCCUCGAUCGUGAGAAGCUCAAGGCUUCCUCCUCGGUCGCUCUCCACCGACACUCCAAUGCCCUCGUCGAUAUUCUCCCCCCUGAGGCCGACUCCUCCAUUGCCAUGCUUGGUGCCGACGAGAAGCCCGAUGUGACAUACGCCGAUGUUGGUGGUUUGGACAUGCAGAAGCAGGAGAUUCGCGAAGCUGUCGAGCUGCCCUUGACACACUUCGAUCUCUACAAGCAGAUUGGUAUUGACCCUCCCCGAGGUGUUCUGCUCUACGGCCCUCCCGGUACCGGCAAGACCAUGUUGGUCAAGGCCGUUGCCAACUCAACCACUGCCAACUUUAUCCGAGUCGUCGGGUCCGAGUUUGUCCAGAAGUACCUGGGUGAGGGACCCAGAAUGGUCCGAGAUGUUUUCCGCAUGGCUCGCGAGAACUCCCCUGCCAUCAUCUUCAUCGAUGAGAUUGAUGCUAUUGCAACCAAGCGUUUCGAUGCCCAGACAGGUGCAGACAGAGAAGUUCAGCGUAUUUUGCUUGAACUUCUCAACCAAAUGGACGGUUUCGACCAGACCGCCAAUGUCAAGGUUAUCAUGGCCACCAACCGAGCCGAUACUCUAGACCCUGCUCUUCUCCGACCCGGACGUCUCGACCGAAAGAUCGAAUUCCCCUCCCUGCGAGAUCGCCGUGAACGACGUCUCAUCUUCUCCACCAUUGCCAGCAAGAUGAGUCUGGCCCCCGAAGUUGACCUCGACUCUCUCAUCGUCCGAAACGACCCUCUAUCCGGUGCCGUUAUUGCUGCCAUCAUGCAGGAGGCCGGUCUCCGUGCCGUCCGCAAGAACCGUUACAACAUUAUCCAGACCGAUCUCGAGGACGCUUACUCAAGCCAGGUCAAGGGUACUGGAGAAGAAAACAAGUUCGAUUUCUACAAAUAA